AUUAUUGCAAUUAAACAAAUGUCAACAUAUUGUAAAGCUGUUACAAGACGUCAACAGUGUCAAAAUUUUAAUAGCAUUUGUAAUGUUUGUGAAUCAUAAAUGAUUAUUUUUUAGGGAAGAAAGCAAAUUAGGAAUAUAACUACUGCAAAAUGAAAUGAGCAAUUGUCAAGAUUUGAAGGUAAAUAUUGACCUGAUAGUUAAGUGCAUUGAAGAAUUAAAAUUACAAAGGAGCGAACUGUCACUGCUAAUAGAAAAGCAAUUAAAGGAAAAAAAUUGCCUCGAAGCUGAAAUAGAACGAAUCACUUACAAGCUGGGAUUAUUAUCAAAAAACUUGUGCCAGAGAAUUGCAACAAAAGAAGAAUAUGAUAAAACAAUAAAAGACGCAGAAGAAAUGUACAAUCACCUUACAGCAUCGUCUUCAGCACUUUUACAAAAUGUCACAAAAAAUAGUACACAAUUGCAAGAAGCAAUGGACAAAAAGGUAGGAAGCGACUCUAUAAUAAAUGUUUUUGAAGAAGUCAUGAAGACAAGUGAUAUGGUGAUUCAAAGUCCAACAAAACUGGCUACAGACGCUCAUUUAUCAGAAAUUCCAAACGUUUCAGGGCACCCAAGAAAUGUUCCUGAAAUUACCACUCAAAAUCAAUUAGUUGUUGAAAGCACUGAAAAUACAUCUGAUUUAGAUGAUGAUUUUGACUUUGCGUUAGCUUUAAGAAAAGAAAAUGAAGCUCUCAAUGAAGCAAAAGAAAGUGAUGCUGAUACAUAAAUUUAUAUAAGUACUUAUAAAGAAGACUAUGAUGUUUAUUAAUUUAAUUUAGAUUCAAAUUGUGCAUGUGAGAAAAAUAAAAAUUUAUUAGUUCAA
Messenger RNA from Agrilus planipennis (emerald ash borer), 859 nucleotides. RefSeq lists its product as uncharacterized. Lineage: Eukaryota; Metazoa; Arthropoda; Insecta; Coleoptera; Buprestidae. Bases 155 to 763 code for a protein of 202 amino acids. The record is from RefSeq and is a predicted model, not a curated record. Gene Ontology annotation, cellular component: centrosome; ciliary basal body. The transcript is spliced from 3 exons.